AUGGAGUCGCUGGCUGUUUCCGCCGCCGCUGCCACCGCUCAGCUGGGACCCGGCCGGGACUGUGGCUCCUCCUCUUCUUCAUCAUCAUCAUCCUCCUCUUCAUCCUCAUCCUCAUCCUCCUCGUCUCCUCAGUCGAAGCCGGAGCUACUCCAGCCUUACUCCUCAUCGGGGGCCACCCUGAAACCCAACCAAGUCGGGGAGACCUCUUUAUAUGGGGUCCCCAUCGUGUCCUUAGUCAUCGACGGCCAGGAGCGCCUCUGCCUGGCGCAGAUCUCGAACACGCUGCUCAAGAACUACAGCUACAAUGAGAUCCACAACCGUCGGGUGGCGCUGGGCAUCACCUGCGUCCAGUGCACCCCUGUCCAGCUGGAGAUCCUCCGAAGGGCCGGGGCCAUGCCCAUCUCUUCCCGCCGCUGCGGCAUGAUCACCAAGCGGGAGGCCGAGCGGCUCUGCAAGUCCUUUUUGGGGGAGCACAGGCCCCCCAAGCUGCCUGAGAACUUUGCCUUCGACGUGGCCCACGAAUGCGCCUGGGGCUCCCGGGGCAGCUUCAUCCCAGCCAGGUACAACAGCUCCCGGGCCAAGUGCAUCAAGUGCGCCUUCUGCAGCCUCUACUUCUCGCCCAACAAGUUCAUCUUCCACUCGCACCGCACACCGGAGGCCAAGUACACGCAGCCUGACGCCGCCAACUUCAACUCCUGGAGGAGGCACCUCAAGCUCAGCGACAAAGGGGCCAGCGACGACCUCAGCCACGCCUGGGAGGACGUCAAGGCCAUGUUCAACGGAGGGACCCGUAAAAGAACCUUCUCCCUCCACGGAUCGGGCCACGGUGGCUCAGGAUCAGGACCCAAGACCAGCCAUGUUCACACUGACCUGGCCCCUGUCCACAAGAGCCUGCGUUGCAGCACCGCACAAGGGGGCAUGGCCUUACCAUCCAACCCGGCCCCCUCCUCGGUGCGGAGCUAUCCGGUCAUCCCAGUGCCCAGUAAAGGCUUUGGCAUGCUCCAGAAGCUGCCUCCGCCACUCUUCCCACCACCCUAUGCUUUCCCAGCCUUUGGUCUCUGCCCCAAAAAGCAAGAGGACCCUUUGGGGGGCAGCGGAGGCAACAACGGAGGCAGCAGUGGCAACGACCCCAGCAAAGUCCCACAUGGGAUGUUUUGGCACCCCCAGGGACACCCCCAGGUGCCACCUCCACCGCCCCCGUCCAAGGACCCUAAUAACCCACCCUCGACGGUCUACCCACCUUUCCCCAUGUUUUGGCCUACUUCAGGGGGCCUUCCCAUGGGCCCGCCGUACCCAGGACAAAGCCAAGCCAAGGCGGCCGCCACAGCGGUGGUGGUCGCUGCCGCAGCUGCAGCAGCCGCAGCUGCAGUAGAGCCCCUAGGUUUGCGGGGUCACCCUCCAGGACACGGGGAGCUGGAGGGAUCAGAGCCCUCAGGGACUGAAAGGGGCACCCCACAAGAAGGGUCCGGGUCCGGCUCCUCCGAAGGGCAGGGGGCUCCAGAGGAAGAGCGGUCAGCAGCUGUCGAGGAAGCCCUGCUGCUCCCUUUGCCGCUCCCUCGGAAGGGCAGCUACCUCUCGGCCUUCCGUCCAGUGGUCAAGGACGCGGAGAGUAUCGCCAAGCUCUAUGGCAGCGCCAGGGAGGCCUAUGGGGCAGGGGCUGGAGGUGGUGGCAAUGCCCCCCGAGGGGGCCCACCACCGGGCUACCUCUCUCCGGACUUCCUUAGUGAAGGCAGCUCCAGCUACAGGUCGCUCUCUCCGGGGAACGAGACCGUCGAGGAGCCCGAGGUAGAUGUCGAGGGGCACCGUUUCGCAGAGGAGGAAGAGGAGGAGGAAGAGGAAGAAGAAGAGGCAGCUUCUAAGGGUCCCGACGGGAUGGACCAGGCCUCUCCUGCCCCCUCUUUGGUGACGGAGGCUCAGGAGGCCCCCGUGAAGACUCCCGAGAAAGGCCCCUCGACGGAAGGGAAGACUCCCGAGAGGAGCAGCAGCCCAGGAGGCUACCAGGUUUAUCCUCCCCAAGAAGAAGGGCCCCAGACCCUCAAAAGCAACCCUCCUCUGGCGGUUCCUGGCUCCACAUAUCUCUGCACCCCUGAAAGGAAUGACCCAGAUCAAGAAGACAAUCAUCACUCGGCGGCCGAGGAUUACUUGGAGCAAGGCAAGAAAGCCUAUCCCCAGGACCAAGGCAGCAGCAGCAGCAGCAGCAGCAGCGCAGCCAACGGCAGCCCCAGGACAGCAACCCUGGGUAUCUCCAUGGAGACGCAACACAAAACUAGGCAACAAAACAGUGAGGAUCUGAACAUGUCGCAGGCGUGUGAAUGGCUGUCGACCGGGGCCAACGACAGCAUGGAACGCAUGGCUCGCCAAGAGCGUUUCUUAACACUAUUAUUCAGCCAAAGACGCAAGGCUGGCUGUGAUUCCGAAGAGACGGGCAGCUAA
Sceloporus undulatus (fence lizard) is the source of this 2433-nucleotide messenger RNA. It is a transcript of the gene SKOR1, whose product is annotated as SKI family transcriptional corepressor 1. The transcript has 7 exons. Gene Ontology annotation, molecular function: RNA polymerase II cis-regulatory region sequence-specific DNA binding; SMAD binding; DNA-binding transcription factor activity, RNA polymerase II-specific. Gene Ontology annotation, cellular component: transcription regulator complex; nucleus. Gene Ontology annotation, biological process: negative regulation of BMP signaling pathway; negative regulation of transcription by RNA polymerase II. The record is from RefSeq and is a predicted model, not a curated record. NCBI's taxonomy places the organism in Eukaryota, Metazoa, Chordata, Lepidosauria, Squamata, Phrynosomatidae. The coding region runs from base 1 to 2433 and encodes 810 amino acids.